Trichechus manatus latirostris (Florida manatee) is the source of this 5270-nucleotide messenger RNA. Its product is annotated as adhesion G-protein coupled receptor G4-like. The record is from RefSeq and is a predicted model, not a curated record. The transcript has 2 exons. Bases 72 to 5270 code for a protein of 1732 amino acids. NCBI's taxonomy places the organism in Eukaryota, Metazoa, Chordata, Mammalia, Sirenia, Trichechidae.
AUGUGAACAAAUUAUAGAGAACUUUCUUAAAUAAUUGUCUCUGAUUUGUAAAGCUGAGUACAAAGUAACACAUGCUUUCUCAUUUUUCAGUUGUUUCUGAUAAUACAACAAUUCAAGGAACAAGUACAACUCUUUCACAACAAAUAGAUUCGACAACUCUAUCCCAAAUUACUGGACUAAAACCACAAAAGACUCUAUAUUCCUCUACAGUGAUGUCUAAAAGUAUACCUGUGUUUGCAGCUGACUGUAAAACCAUAUCAUAUUCCAACACAACGUCUCCACCUCUGGGAACAACAACUGCAUCAAAAAAUUUUAAGCCAUCCAUAGCUAAGAUAUCUACGUUAGCAGCAGAUACGUUACUUACUUCAGCAGCCAUCACUCUGCCUACCAAGAGUACAUCCAUAAUUACUACUAACAAUUCCAUGAAAACAAGUAAAUCCCCAUCGUCAGAAACGACGAUGACAACAGAAAUGGCUGAAGCCAUUGCUUCUGAGACCUUCCAUCAAACUACGGCUACUGAUCUUCUCUACACAUCUGGGUUUACCAAUAAUUCAGUUGUAUCUAAAACUUCAGCAACUAGAUCUCAGUCUGCCAUUACGAAGGCAACAUCUUUAUUCUCAUCUAUUGAGUCAACAUCCAUGUCUACAACAUCUUGGCCCAAACACAAAUCCACAGAUAUUGGGGCACUCCCUAUCUCUACAGCUGGACAGGUGUUUCUUGCAUCUUCAGCUGCUGGAACUGUGCCUUGGUCCACAGUGGAACAGAUUUCAGCUACAACUACUCACAUUGGGACUGCAUCAGCUUUCCCACCUAAGUCUGAGCUCAUCUCCACAGCUGCUCCAGUGGACUCUGUAUUUCCUAGAAAUCAGACCACAUCUACAUCGGCAACAACUGAUACAGAAAUAGCAUUUACACUUUAUUCAAUGACUCUUCCAACUAGGCCUAUUGAGACCAUGCCUGCCCUAAGAACAGCUGAAACAGAAUUGACAUCUACAGAUUUCCACGGUGUCUCUUCACCCAGAGUGGAGGAUGCAAUAUCUACCUCCAUGCCAAAAGAGGCCUCUUCUAUGGCCCUUUCUUUCCAGACGUCCUCUCCAUUCAUUGGAGCUCAGAGUGUACAGACAGUUAUUGAUGCUGAGACUACACUCACAGUCUUAACUCCUGGAAUCACACUUGCACCUACAGUGGCUGAAACUAUUCUUUCCCCCACAAUCACAGGGCCCGUAUAUACACAAAAUAUGCCCACAUCUGGUGAAAACAUGUUUCCUUUGAGUUCCACUAGAUCAGCUUCCACAGCCAAGGCAUCUGGGUCAGGCCCCACAACUAUAACUGAUGAAGCUGCCCACCUGUUCUCCACCAAUGAGACCACUUGGACUUCCAGGCCAGAUCAAAAUCUUUUGACCUCUAUAAAUACAAGCACCAUACUUACAUUCAUGCCUAAUGAAAAUUUCACAUCUGCAUUCCAUGAGGGUAUUUCUAAUACAGAGCAUUUGUCCACAACUACUAAUAUUAUCACUCCACCAGAAGCAUUCACAGAGAGCGAGGCUACUGCCGCUGCUGAUGCUAUUACUGCUACAGCCAGAUAUGCAACAGCUCUAUCCAGAUUGACAUCGCCAUGGUUUGCUAAUUUCUCCACAGUUUCUGGAACCACAUCUAUACCCAAAUCAUCUGAGUUUAAACUUACCACUUUACUACUAAAAACCACCCCUAUGUCCACAGUAGCUGCAAAUGAACUUCUUUCAACACCAAGGGAGACAGUUGUUCCACCAGAAGAUACGAAAUCUACCCUUGCUGACAUUAAAUCAAAUUUUUCUACUGAGGAGAGCCCUUCUGAGACCACACAAACAGAAACAAACGUUACAAUUGCAUUUGGAGAGAAAACAGCCCUUGUUCCAAAGUCUGUGGCAACACAAAUUUUCAAUUCUACUGUGACAAGAAAAGAAACAACUUCCCGUUAUCUUACGGGAAAAUCAACUACAGCAGUGACAGCUGAGGUUUCUCCAUUUUCAACAAUGCUGGAGGUAACAGAUGAGUCUGCACAAAUGGUGACAGCCUUGACCACCAUUUCCCCUUUUCCCAAUAUAGAAAAGACUACUACCCUAGUGGAUAAUAAAACUGUAACUACUGAGGUUAAAAGACGUUGGUUUACAACAAAAUCUGUGAAAACCACACUUAAGAGUUUGAGUUCGUACAAUGGAACUACAGAAAUCUUUAAUUCCACCCACACCUGUGCAGCACAUUGGACUUCAGAGACUCCACCUGUGGGGAAUUCAGCUCCAUCUCCCACUUCUGGGCACACACGGACACUCCCUGAACUCCCGGAUGUAUCCACUACAAGGAUACUUGGAACCAUUUUCGCCACGAUUCCUACAGACAGGACAGCUAUGUCCUCGUCUGCUGGCACCUUAUCUCCACAGCCUACAUCUACCCAUUCCCCAGCAACCCCUGGGCCUGUUACCCAUAUGUUCUCACUGCCAGUUAAUGGCUCUGCUGUCACCUCUAUGAUGAUGUCUGAUGAGACUAAGGCGACCACGCCUGAGCCUUCAACACCGGCUGGGGCUUUCUCCGCAUCUGUGCUCUCGGAUGUCUCAACUCUGCCAUCAUCUACAGUGACCACAGCAUCAGUGACAACACUGAGUCAGACUGCUUCCACAACUAGCAGUAACAUGCCUCCCCACAGAGACUCUAUUCUCACCACUUCAGAGGCCACAGUGAUCUCUGUCAGGAUGACACCCAUGACAUUUCCCUCUCUGACAGAAACUCCAGUCCCCUCACUGAGACCCCCCACUCCUAUAACAACUAAGGUUGAUACCACCCUUCAUUCCACCUCCUCUGACAUAGUAACUCCAUCCACACGUGCUCUUACCCGUUCCACAUCUCUCCCUGACAACAUUCCUCUUGCGUUCUGCACUCAUGUGAUCUCAACUACGUCUAGACCAGUAGCAACUCAGUCUGCAUCUCAAGUGACAGAGGCUACAGUGUUGGAGACAUCUACCCAUGCUCUGAGCUUUCCAUAUACUUUGAGUGGUGGCACAGAUGCUCUUAGCUUGGCUGUUGGCACCACAGAAACCUCUAUUGUUGACGAGACCGUGCCCUCACACACCUCUGCCAACAAGCUUACUACCUCAGUAGACAUUCACAGUUCUCAAUCUUCCACACGUCUUGUAAACACACCUGUUCCCACUCUACUGAUGACAGGCACCUCUACUGUAUUAUCUGACAAAGAGCAGAUGAUCACCUCCUUGGGAAACACUCCUAGAACUAUAGAUACAAUAGAAAUGUCCCCAUCAAAGAAUUACUUUAUUUCAUACCCCCAGGGUACUUCAUCCUUGGAAAUGACAGAUGUAGGAUUUUCAGAAACCCUAAAAAUUUCCAGUCACCAAACAUAUUCACCUUCAGAGAUUCCACUUGGGACUCUGCCUGAGGAAAAUUCAGCUUCAUCCCCCACUUUUGGGAGCACACAGACUACACCUACCUUGACCUCAAAUAACAUAGUAGAUGCUCACAUUUCAGAAAUGUCUACCAGUCUUGGGAAAACAGAUCUCCCUUCACAAGCUCUGACAACCACCACUUCUUUGUUCCCUGAAAAAGAAAGCAUGAGUGCCCUUUCAGUAUAUACUCCCAGAUCUGUGGAAAUGACAGUAAGCCCCACCUCUGUAACUCACCUUGUCUCAUACAACCAGGAUACUUCAUUUGUAGAUACCGCACCUUCCAGGACAACCAGAUUAUCAAAUUUUAUGAACAUCAACACAACUACUUCACACUUGCCUUCACUUAGGACUCAACCUGAGAUGACUUCAGUUUCCUCCCCUAUUUCUGAAAGCACACAGACUUCCCCUGAGUCCCUGUCUCUUUCCACAGCUGGACUAUUCAAUGAAAGUUUUACUAUUAUCUCUACUGACAGGAUCACUACAGUCUUUUCUGUUCCAAAUGUACCUACGUCACUUCUUGGGAAAACUUCUAUGACAACACCUAUUCCUAUUUCCCAGAUGUCCUCACUACCAAUUAAUGUCACUUCUUUCACUUCCAAAAGAGUUUCUGAGACUCCCACAAUUCUAAUGACUCAGUCUUGUGAAACAACAUCCCCAGGUUGUUGGAAGAGUUCAGUUGUAGCCACUUCUGGGCCUAUGUCUGAGAUAUCCUCACUGUCAGUUAAUGACUCUGCUUUCUCACCUGUGGUGGUUUCUCCUGCUACUUCCACAACAGUUGGGUCAUUCCCUACUUUAUCGUCUUCAAUUACCCCAAGGACUGCUACGACCAUAGAAACAUCUACAUUGGAUGUCAUACCUGUGACAUAUGCUGGGCCUUCUGCAAAAGGCACAAUAGUUCCCUCUGCUUUCACUACUUCGGAAAUGACAAAGAUGUCUUCCAGCAUCACACCUACAUCCUUUUCCUCUCUGAAAGAGUCAACUUUUCCAUUUGUGAAAACCAUCCCAACCACUGUUACGGCUGGGAUAGUGACUCCACUGACAGGCACCACUCUUUUCUCUGUACUCAGUUCUAAGAACACUGAAGCUAUUUCUUCCACCCCAAUGACCACAUUUUCACCAAUUCUGUCAACAGCCCAACAACCAUCACAAGGAGAUGAGGCUACAAGUCUGAGAAUAUUACCUGGGAUUACUCACAGCUCCCUAUCUACUGUGAAUAGUGGUAGAGAGACAGCUCUCGCAAAUACUUUUUCCAGAACUGUUGUCCCUGAAAGCUUGCCUUCGUCUACGCCUUCAGAUAAUCUCUAUACUUCCUUGAAUAUUCAGGUUUCCCCAUCUUUGAUUAGCUUUAACAGCACUCCUGGACCCACAAAAAGUGUGAAAGUCACCACUUACCUUUCUUCUAAUACCGAAAAGAUGACUUCUUUGUCAGAAAAUACUUCCUUAACAGAAGAACUAACAAAAAGUGCCACAUCAAUGAAUACUCCUAUUUCAUAUCCUCCACUGACCCCAUCCAUAGCAACUCCACUUUCUUUGACAUCAUUUCCUUAUUCACCUCAUAGUAUUGAAGCUGAAUUCUCUACUACAAAGACCUCUCCAGUUUCUAAAUCCCACAUGGUUGAAUUUCCAGCUCUGGUAACAGCAAUAACAUCUAGUAACUCUCAGUCUUUGCUUAAGACUUCUUGGAGCACUCCCACAGCUAUAGGUUCUCAAUUUCCAAUUUCCACCACUGCUCAUGGACCUACACCCAACACGAUGGAAACAGAAACUCUACAACUUGUCCCGGGGAUCUACAAUCUCGAAGGCUACUACUUUACCCAUGCUGACUUGGAUCUCAUCUAA